Pseudogymnoascus destructans is the source of this 885-nucleotide messenger RNA. RefSeq lists its product as uncharacterized. The coding region runs from base 1 to 885 and encodes 294 amino acids. The transcript is spliced from 4 exons. Lineage: Eukaryota; Fungi; Ascomycota; Leotiomycetes; Thelebolales; Thelebolaceae. The record is from RefSeq and is a predicted model, not a curated record.
AUGCGUCUUUUCAUUCCGUCGACGGCGAUAGUGGCAGCUGGAUUCGUCGGACAGAGCGCAGCCAUACGAACAGUUCCAUCGUCGCCAUGUGCGUCGCUAUGUGGAGAUGUUACGUCGACGACAAACUCUGAGAUCCUCUGCACCCAAGCAGAUUUGAACACGGCCAAAGGCCAGGUAUUCUCGAAAUGCAUAUCGUGCCAAAUGGCAAGCACUGCGAUGGACCCCAAAACGGGAGAUACAGACCUGAAAUGGGUACUCUAUAACCUUCGCUAUGCAAUGAGUAGUUGUAUGUGGGGGUUUCCGGGCAACUCGAGUGUGCAGAAUACACCGUGUCUCACAAGUCGGGCAUGCGAACCCUUCCAGGGCAAUCUCCAAUACCAAGGCCUAUCUCCCAAUAUUACCACAUACGAUUACUGCCCGAACACGCUUCCGUCGGAGGUAAUAAUAAAUAGAUGCAAGGAUUGUAUCCGACAAGGCGACCAAACAUACCUAUCAAACUACUUCAUCACUAUCCUCGCAGGCUGUGCUAUCCAAAGCGGCGCUCCACUCCCCCUGCACAAGGACCUCUUUAGCGGAGACUACGUCAACCCCCUGGACUUUAGGAGCCACGCCGACUCUGAACCCACAUCUAACUCCCCAACCGAGCUCCCACUUCAACAUAAACGCUUUAUGCCAAGUCGUUGCCAACUCGGUCCAGCACUAUCGAUGAUAUUACCCUCUUUACAAAGAUUGCAGAGGGAGGAUCGUAUCGAGUUUUUGAGGCAAGCUUCAGGGAUGGAUCGAAGGCUGUCGCGCGACUUCCUUAUCCUUGUACCAUUCCUCGUGGGUAUGGUGUCGCCAGCGAGGUUGCAACAAUGGAAUUCCUCCGGCCUCGAGGGGUUCUGA